UUUUCCAUGCUUCACGAACGUGUCUCACUGUACAUGGUACACGUUGAAUUAUUCGGUCAAGUCGAACGAGAGAAAAUGGUUAUGACCGGGCACUGGAGUUGAUGAAAAAGGAAACCGAUUGCGUGGAAGUUCAAGAGUCGUUUAUAAUUGCACGGUGAUCAGUGAUAAAUACGAGAAUGCAGUCAUUUUUUUCCCGAGCAAACUCUAUCGUAGCUUUUACUCUGAGCGUGUCGGCUUGCCUCACGUUAUGUUGCUUCCUGACAACUGUAUUUAUCGACUACAGGGCGAAUGCCACAAUAGACACUGUUAAAGUUGUCGUAAAGAACGUACCAGAUUACAGUGCGUCGAGGGAAAAGAACGAUCUUGGUUUCUUAACCUUCAAUCUACAGACUGAUCUCACUCCAUUGUUUAACUGGAACGUUAAACAAUUAUUUUUAUUUCUCACAGCUGAAUAUCGUACAGAAACCAAUGAUGUUAAUCAGGUUGUGUUAUGGGAUAAGAUAGUGUUAAGAGGAGACAACGCCCUACUUGACUUUCAAAAUGUGAACACGAAAUAUUAUUUCUGGGAUGACGGACACGGUCUAAGAGGGAACAAGAACGUUACGUUGACCCUAUCAUGGAACAUAAUUCCAAAUGCUGGAUUAUUACCAAGUGUCAGUGCAACCGGUUCUCAUAAGUUCGCGUUCCCUUCGGUCUACACCACUUCCCGAGUCUAAAAUUAACAUUGGCCGUGUGCAGAUGUUAAUAUUGUAAUUUUUCUGCGACUUCAUUUGCACAAAAGAAAAUAAAUAUUAAACAUGGAAUUUACUAUCA
Molecule: messenger RNA, 813 nt
Organism: Orussus abietinus
Lineage: Eukaryota; Metazoa; Arthropoda; Insecta; Hymenoptera; Orussidae
Gene: Spase22-23
Product: signal peptidase complex subunit 3
Exons: 5
Coding region: 177-716 (179 amino acids)
Biological process (GO): protein targeting to ER
Cellular component (GO): signal peptidase complex; membrane
Source: RefSeq, a predicted model, not a curated record